CCUCACUCUUUACUGUAUUUCCAAGCAAAGUGUGAUGAUUUGAUUGGUAACAUAAAGGCCUGUAAGCAUGAUACUGUUUCCAUGUCUCUUCCACAUCCAUCACCCCUCCGACUACCCAAAAAACUCUUACUUUCAGUCCAUAGAGCUUAAAACAGACCGACAUAACCCCAAACUAAGUUCAGAAACCUCCAAAUCCAACACCCCAGAAUGCCAAUACUCAAACUCCUCUUCACCACCCUCUCUCUAUCCCUUCUUUUCCUCCAAACUUGUGAUGCUGUCUCAGUUUCAGAGCUUGACAAUGCACUGAAAACCAGUGAUGUUGAUGUCAUGGAGAGAAGAGUUUGCACCAAAAAGCUUGAAGAUUGUUUAGAAGAGCAGGAAAUGGAGUCAGAGAGCAACAGGAGAGUGCUGGUGAUGCAAAGAAGGUACAUUAGCUAUGAGACACUGAGGAGGGACAUGGUCCCAUGUGCAAAACCUGGUGCUUCUUACUAUGAUUGUAAUGCUGGUCAAGCAAAUCCUUACAACAGGGGUUGUGAGGUUAUUACAAGAUGUGCUAGAGGUAUCAAAGAUAUCAAAACCUGAAAACCCAAAAUUGAAGUUUCACUGUAACAGCUGCUUUCUGCAAGUGGUAAUGUCUUUGUGCUGGGUUUUUUUGGGGGGUUAUGGUUGUAUAUUAAAGAUUCUUACUUUUAAUUUUCUAUAUAUAAAUGCAUUUUAAAGAAAAUUGACUUUGUUCUUGUCAGGGAAAUUAUGAAUAAUGUAUGUAAUCUUCACUUUUGGUCUUGUUUUCUGAAUAUCUUUCCAGUAAGAGAAUAGGGGAUAACCUGGAGUAGUUACUGGCCUUUAACAUAAACAGAGAAAUUUUCGAGAUUGCAAAAUCUUGGUUGUCAAGAUGUUCUACAUUUAAAUCAGCUACUUCA
Durio zibethinus is the source of this 920-nucleotide messenger RNA. Lineage: Eukaryota; Viridiplantae; Streptophyta; Magnoliopsida; Malvales; Malvaceae. The record is from RefSeq and is a predicted model, not a curated record.